UUGGAGAUAUCCGAUAUCGAUCUUUGUUAAUUAUGAUGACUUUUGGUAAUAGUUCAAAUAAUUCAAAAUGCUUAUAAAGGAAAAUCUGAACAGGUAACUAUUCUGGAUUUUUACAUCGACGUUUCCAUUAGUGACUCUUGUUACCAUGACUAACUCAACACUGGACCAGAGCACUGGUUUUCCUGUUAUUGUAAUAGUGUUUAUUGUUUUGCAACAACUAGUAUUCAUUACUGCUCUUUUUGGCAACAGUCUUGUCAUAUUUAUAUUCAUCCGUAAACUUAAACUAAAAACCAAUACAAACAAGUUUGUGGUGAAUUUAGCAGUUGCCGACAUGUGUACUGGAAUAGUAGCAGGAAUACAAAUAUUUUAUUUUAUGUAUCCAAGUAUCUCAAAUAACAUGACAGUUUGUUUUCUUCGAUACCUGCUAAUCAGUUACACGACACUGGUAUCCCAAUUGACAGUCUUGUUCGCAGUGUUAGACAGAUACAUUGCAAUAUGUCAUCCGCAUCACUACGCAAAAAUUUUGACAACGAAUGCAACAAUUAUUUUGUCUCUAUUUCCAUGGAUAUUCUGUUUAUUUUUUGUUGCUCUCCCUUUCAUGGGUUUGCACGUUUGGAGCCCUGGUUUUCCAUGUGAAUACUUAUUUUUAUUUCGUAGGGGUUUCUACUUGGCAUCGUCACUUGUUAUGUAUAGUUUUAGCAUGAUAACCUUUGUAAUGUAUAUUUUGAUACUAAAAGCGGCUUGGCGGUUUUAUUCUAGAGUCGCACCAGUAAGUGGUGGUUCUAUAAAUAAUCAACAAACAGCGAAAUCUAGGACAAUGGAUCGUGAUGUGCGGAGUGCAAAAGUUACAGGUAUCGUAACGUUGGCAUUUUCGUUUUGUUGGCUGCCAUUUACGUCGUUUCAAUUCCGGAAAGGGAUCGGAAUUGAUCAAAUCACGAUGACAGAAUUUACCGUUAUGAACUGGUUAGUGUUUCUUGGCCUAUUAAACAGUUUAAUAAAUCCAUUUAUUUAUGCCUGGAAACGUCGGGACUUUACAAAAGAAUGUACCAAAAUGUUUAGGUGCUUUAAAAGUAAUAAUCAGCAAGAAACAGUUACACAGGCUACUUCCCCGCCUUAACAAAAAACAUCCGCUAGGUUUUAGAAAGAAAGUAGUUCAUUUUAUCAAUAUGAGUUUGAAGUGUAAUUGUAAUUGUGAAAAUAAUGUAUCUAAGAGUCACUGAAUACAAUUAGUGUGCUCGCUUUUAAAUACUUAUAUAUGUCAUAACUACCUUAACUGGCGAAAAAGCCCUUGCACGGUCGGAAUUGAUAAUUGACAUCCUUUUUCGACUCCAUCUUCAGCGAAACAGUUUGAUAAAAGUGUAAUAUGUACAAUAUAAAAACUAUUUCUAUGAUUUGUUAAAUUUUAAAGCAUUGACUCCAUUGCAAAACAUUGGAAAGGACACAUCGUAACAAUUGUGUGAGCUGCAUGUGAAGGUCGAAUUUGCAUAUCUUUUUAUUUUUAAAAUAAUGUAACGACUUAAGAACUCUAUAGCGGAUUCCUAGACAUUUAGAUUGACGGAGAUUAUGUUUAGGUUGAAAAAAUAACGACUUCUAAUUAUUUUGGUUUACAACCUCUUUAAUAUUAUUUUCUAUGGGUGAUAAUAUAAAAAUGUAUGUU
Molecule: messenger RNA, 1657 nt
Organism: Mytilus trossulus (common blue mussel)
Lineage: Eukaryota; Metazoa; Mollusca; Bivalvia; Mytilida; Mytilidae
Product: kappa-type opioid receptor-like
Exons: 1
Coding region: 146-1117 (323 amino acids)
Biological process (GO): G protein-coupled receptor signaling pathway
Cellular component (GO): plasma membrane
Molecular function (GO): G protein-coupled receptor activity
Source: RefSeq, a predicted model, not a curated record